Messenger RNA from Geodia barretti, 1119 nucleotides. NCBI's taxonomy places the organism in Eukaryota, Metazoa, Porifera, Demospongiae, Tetractinellida, Geodiidae. The record is from the annotation of a GenBank genome assembly.
AUGCCUCUGAUCGAGUACAUCGGCGACGCCGUGCUCGACGUCGAGGUCACGCCCAAUCGCCCCGACUGCCUCUCCAUACUCGGCAUCGCCCACGAGGUCGCCGCCCUCACUGGCGCAGCAGUAACCGAACCCGAUCUGUCCUACCCGGAAAACGACACGCCCAUUGAGUCGCUGGCGAAAGUCGAAAUCGCAGACCCUGACCUCUGCUUACGCUACACUGCGUCUCUGAUACACGGUAUUGAGAUAGGCGAUUCCCCCAGCUGGAUGCAGGACGCCCUCACAAAGGCAGGCUUGCGUCCCAUCAACAAUAUCGUGGACAUCACUAACUAUGUGAUGCUGGAAUACGGCCAGCCCCUCCACGCAUUCGACUUCGGCAAGGUGCGCGACAACACCAUCAUCGUGCGCUCCGCCCGCCCCGACGAGCCGCUGGUAACGCUGGACGGCGCAACCCGCCCCCUGCAGCCGCCUAUGCUCGUCAUCGCCGACACGCAGGACGCCAUCGGGCUUGCGGGCGUCAUGGGCGGCGCGAACACCGAAAUUGACGAUAUCACGACAACCGUGCUUCUCGAAUCCGCCAACUUCCAUGCAAUCAACACCCGCCGCACCCGCCUCGCGCUGCGAAUGGACAGCGAGGCAUCCUAUCGCUUCGAGCGCGGCAUCCGCCCCGAGCUUGCGCCGCUCGCACUUCGCCGCGCAACCCAGCUCAUGAUUCAGCUCGCAGGCGGCACCGCAUCCAAGGGCAUCUUGGACAUCUACCCCGAUCCCACGCCCAUGCCCUCCGUGCAGAUCAGCCGCCAGCGCAUCCGGCAGGUCCUCGGCGUGGACUACACCAUGCAGCGCGUUCAGCAGACGCUUGAAUCGCUCGGCUUAGAGCGCGACCGUGCUCCCGAAAGCAUCAUGCCCACGAUGGACGCCUUCUCUGUCGGCGGCGCGCCCGAAAGCGACAGCGUCAUCUGGAUGAAGCCACCAUACUGGCGCUCCGACAUCACCAUCGAAGACGACAUUGUCGAGGAACUCGCGCGCAUCAUCGGCUAUGAAAGCAUCCCCAACAACUAUGAUCUCCACGCCCAUACCACACGGACAGCCGCAGGCGCAGCGCGUCCUCCGGGAGCGCGUUAA